GUUUAGUUUUCUUUGAGACGUUGGCGCAAACGGUUGUCAAACUGCUGCAGCGCCAGUGUACGCGUAGCGUUGUGUAUGCGAGCACAUGCGAGUGAUGAGUGAGGGACAAUUGUUUCGGCUGUGUAGAUCAAAAAUUGUAGUCUUAUCGGAAGAGUGUUGGAAGCACUAGGAGCGCCUCUGGUUGCUGGGUCCACCUCUGCGACAAAGCUCAGGAAGCCCGAUGGCUCGUUUGUUUAUAGAAAUCAUCCGUGCCACAAAACAAAUAUGUAAAUGUAUAAUGUAAGACCUAUUUAGGUGUGAAAUGUAGAAUCACGGCUAAUACUCAGAGGGUUCUUAAUUUUUGGAAUAUCGGAAGAUUUUCUUGGGGAAGUCUAACCUCAAUGUCUUUUGUCAGUGCCUUGGCUACAGCAUUAGUCGAAGGGAGCGGUGACAAUGCAGGCUCUUCGUGGCCCCCAGCAGAAUCUGCUCUUAUGGACAAUCUAACAAUUUUCGCUUCUGUGACCUCUCCGACGAUAUCCCAGGUAGGAUCGGGUAGCGACGGAGAUUCGCACAAGAUGCACAGCUCAUCACAAGACUGGCCUAAUGCAACCCAUAGCGUGUCCUUAUUUUCGUCAGUUUUCAGUGUAUCUUAUUGCACUCAAUGGGCCUCAAUCAACCAUGUAUACUUCCAGUUGGCCAAUACAUUUUUCUUCCUUUCUUAUCUUGCCCCGAAUGGCAUGUACGGCAUACUGUAUCUUAGAUGCACGCUUCUCGUGGGGUGCGCGUUUUUUGCGUUGUGGGGCUGGACGGUUAUGUGCUCCUUCGAUGCCUUCCUCUGGAAUGCUGCCUUCGUCUGCAUAAACUUCAUCCACGUGUGUGUGCUGCUCUACUACCUACGACCUGUCAAGUUCUCCAGAGAAGUUGAAGAGCCUCCGUGGUAUGACAGUAUAUCAUUUCAAGAAAACUACGUAUUGAACAUUUAUAACAAAUCUUACCAAGAACAAGAAAGACAAGUUUGUGAUCACUAUCUCGUGACACACCGGUGGAGAAAGCAACAGGAUAUCGCAAGGUAAUGCCAGAUACACUGGACAUCACCACGCUUGUUGUCUGCCCAGUUCUCGCAAAAUGAAACGUAAAUAUGAUGCUUGUUGAGAAACUGGAUUCUCUGCGAAAGAACUAAGAGAGUUCGUCAGGCAGAUGAAAGACAGAGGAAGAGUCAAAAAUAUAAUUCAAUAAUUAAAGGGCUUCAAAAGACUCUUUCUAAAUUUUGAAGCUGUGUGGUGCUAUAUUCUUUAACUGGGGCUGUGAAAGAUAGGUUGAAUCUUCAGGCGAGGUGCCAUUUCAAAGUAAGAGUUUUUAAAUUAUUUUAAUUCGAUCGGUUCUUUAGGCUUGCACAUUCCAGGACAUUCGUCACUGGGCAACAACAUCCCGUGAAAAUCUUCAAACCACAAAGUGUUAGCAAGAGAAGAAAUAAAUUAAAGUACACUUAAGAGCCAAUACUUGUCCGACUGGUCUUCAAUGAAAAGUGUAUAAAAGAGGAUUUGACAUGGGAUGUCAAGGAAAUUUGUUGCUGUGUUGUCAGUUCAUGGAUACAUAUACAGUGAUAAUUUUAACUUAGCAAGGGAGACCCUUGCUUUUAUGUUCACUGCACUAAAUAGACUGUUGGAAAUACCUGUUGGCUAUUGUUUGAUUUAUGGAACUUAAGCAGUUGUCAGUUAACUAAGUACUCGAAAAAUUAAAUGUACCUGGUGGCUAUAUAGGGGUAUGUGAUAGGACAGCAACCAACAGAAUUAUGUUUAAGAUGCUGGGUACGUGGUUUAAUGGACUGAAUAAAAAGUUUGAAAUACUAAA
Schistocerca gregaria is the source of this 1830-nucleotide messenger RNA. RefSeq names its product blood vessel epicardial substance-like. Gene Ontology annotation, molecular function: cAMP binding. Gene Ontology annotation, cellular component: sarcolemma. The record is from RefSeq and is a predicted model, not a curated record. Bases 381 to 1052 code for a protein of 223 amino acids. The transcript is spliced from 4 exons. NCBI's taxonomy places the organism in Eukaryota, Metazoa, Arthropoda, Insecta, Orthoptera, Acrididae.